Messenger RNA from Bombyx mandarina (wild silkworm), 5889 nucleotides. RefSeq names its product retinal degeneration A (gene rdgA). NCBI's taxonomy places the organism in Eukaryota, Metazoa, Arthropoda, Insecta, Lepidoptera, Bombycidae. Gene Ontology annotation, molecular function: protein binding; ATP-dependent diacylglycerol kinase activity. Gene Ontology annotation, biological process: phospholipase C-activating G protein-coupled receptor signaling pathway. Gene Ontology annotation, cellular component: plasma membrane. The record is from RefSeq and is a predicted model, not a curated record.
UGUGAGUGUGGGCGCAUUGAGCACAUCCACAGUAGGAGUAGUCUUGUACCUGAGCUACGUUUAAAUGAACGUCGCGCGUCGCGUUGAUUGAAGAAAUCUGGUGUCGCGUAAAUAUGUGACGUCGUGAUUGUUUGUAAGUUGAAGUAUUAAUAAUGCAGGCGUACAAUGCAUGUUUUACGCAUUGAGCUCCAUUCGUGCUGAGCACGGGACCCCUGCCGGCCUACAGUAUCCGUGGACGCGCUAAUCGCUUAGUCACGGCGCACGUUGCCGCCGACUCGCACCACGCCAUCUGUGAUAAAACUUACUUAUUCUUAUUUGUUCUGAUAAGUGAUGUGAUAUAUUAUCUGUGAUCAUGGGUUUUUUAGACGGUAUAUCUUUUUCUGUGUUCAAAAAGUGUCCCAAUCUCAAACUUAAAAGGAGCAACAGAACACGCAAAAGGUAUGGAUCUGAGACACGGCCUGGCGAAGCGGUUGGUGCUCGAGUUCUCCGGUCCACGCCCGACUGGGGAGAAGGAGCAAUCAGCGGCGAGCACCUCUGGUCACCCACCUCGGUAUCAGGCGAUUGUUGUUAUGUCGGAGAUGCAGAAUGUCAGAAACAUGGAUCCAGAAUGAAGUGUUCAGCUUGUAAGAUCAUCGCGCAUACGGCGUGCAUUGACAUCCUUAUGGACAGAGUCCAAUUCACAUGCAAGCCUACAUUCCGCGACGUGGGUGUACGUCAGUAUCGCGAGCAGACUGUCACGCAUCACCACUGGGUACAUCGCCGCUCUGAGAAGGGCAAGUGCAAGGCUUGCGGCAAGUCGUUCUGGCGUCGCUGCUGUCGGUGGUGCAUACCAACAAGGGGCUCCAUAGACACGGCUAUGCAACUACACAAUGGUGAUAUGAACCAUUCGCUGCAGGCAAAACUCUCCUUCAGCUCUAAAGAGAUCGUCGCUCUGAGUUGCUCCUGGUGUAAAGACGCCUACCACAACAAAGAAAGCUGUUUUAAUCUUCAGCGAAUAGGGGAAGAAUGCUCAUUAGGUUCACAAUCAAAUAUAACAGUACCACCUUCGUGGAUUGUUAAAUUGCCCAGAAGAGGGAGUUUUAAAUCGUCGCUAAGAAAAUCCCCGAAAAAGAAAAGUGCCUCUAAAAAGAAAGGAAAGGAGUCGAAAAACGAACAGAGAACUUUCGUUAUUAAGCCCAUACCGACAACGAACGUAAAACCGGUGUUGGUUUUCAUUAAUCCGAAGAGCGGCGGCAAUCAAGGGGCCAAAUUACUUCAGAAGUUCCAGUGGUUAUUAAAUCCUCGACAGGUGUUCGAUCUCACACAAGGUGGCCCUGGGCCCGGAUUGGAAUUAUUUCGUAAAGUACCCAACUUGAGGGUAUUAGCGUGCGGCGGAGACGGCACUGUUGGAUGGGUGCUCAGUGUACUUGAUCGCAUCGGCUCACGUCCCGCCGUUGGAGUCCUGCCUCUCGGCACAGGGAAUGACCUCGCACGAGCACUUGGGUGGGGAGGGGGUUACGAAGAUGAACCUAUAUCGAAAAUUCUCGCCAAUAUUGGAGAAAGUGACACAGUAUUGUUGGACAGAUGGCAACUGACAGUGGAACCAAACACUUCGGCAUCAGGCGAGGACACCAUUAAUGCGAAACCAGAGCUGCCACUAAAUGUAGUCAAUAAUUACUUUUCGUUUGGCGUUGAUGCUCACAUCGCUUUGGAGUUUCACGAAGCUAGGGAAGCCCAUCCUGAGAAGUUCAAUUCUCGAAUUAGAAACAAGUUGUUCUACGGAACGGCAGGAGGGAAGGAUCUCAUGCAGCGCAAGUGGAAGGGGCUUGCCGAAUUUGUCACUAUGGAGUGUGACGGGAAAGAUCUCACACCAGUGCUCAGAGAGCAUAAAGUACAUGCUAUAGUUUUCUUAAACAUUCCAAGUUACGGGGGUGGCACUCACCCUUGGAAUAAGUCUGGAGGAGCUGUUGAGCCCUCUACUGAAGAUGGAUUAAUAGAAGUAGUAGGAUUAACCACAUAUCAAUUGCCUUUAUUGCAAGCCGGGGGUCAUGGUACCUGUAUAACUCAAUGCAAGACUGCUAAAAUAGUAACUACAAAAGUUAUUCCGAUGCAAGUAGACGGCGAGGCUUGUCGACUGGCACCUUCAAUCAUUACAUUGUCUCGUCUCAAUCAGGCAACGAUGCUCGCUAAAAGAAAACCUGGGAGGAUUAUAGCACCUCAAACAACAUUAGACAAACUAACGCUGACAGUGAAUCUCAUUACUAUGGCCGACUACGAAAGGCAUCAUUAUGACAAGGAACUACUCGCCAAGACAGCCGAACGUGUGGGCUCUUUUGAUGUGAAUCCCGCAACUGACUUGGAGCAAAUACGUACCCUCAUUCAAAACAUGAUCAAAGAAUCUCAACAGUACUCCAACCUUGUUGACUGGUGGUUUGUUGACUCCGUAACAGCAGAACGAUUUUUUAGAAUCGACAAAGCCCAGGAGAAUCUUCAUUUCCCAGCAGAUAUUGGACAUGAGAACAUUUACAUACUCGAUGCGGCGCCACACACGCCCGACACCGAAACCACAGCUCAGCCAGACACUACUGCCUCACUCGACAGGACCGGUCCCUCAGUUUCUCUGGAUACAACUACCGGAUUGUCCGUGUCAUUGGAUAUCUCACAAAGUGUUGAUACGCCCAGUGCCGGAGUUUCGCUGGAUGUACCAGAAUCUCAUGCAAGCGAAUCCGGUUUUGGUAGUCCUGCGAGAACGUCAGAAGACCAAUUGACCCCACAGACCCCUCCCCCCAUAUACUCUGUCUCGGCUCCUGCAACUAAAACCUCUGCUCCUCCAACACCAAAGACAAUACCCCCAUCUCCCCCUAAAGUUCCUGUAGUGACCCAAGAGCCUAACUCUCCGCCGUUGUGUACCAGCCCACCAGCCAAAGAUAUUCGACCAACACGCGAGUCCAUCGCCCGAUUCAAAACAAAUUUGUUAGAAAAAACAUCCGACGCACUACUAAAAGCAGCGAAAGUGGGCGAUUUGAAACUGAUGAAAGAGCUUCAUGCGGCCGGCUACUCGUUACUCUCGAUCGAUGCCAGCGGACAGACAGCAUUGCAUAUUGCAGCCCGAUACGGGAACAAAGAGAUAAUUAAAUAUCUGAUAGCGUGCGCUCCCACCGCCAUAUUGAACAUGAGAGACAACGAACGCGGUCAGACAGCUCUGCACAAGGCGGCGGCGCAUCGACGGCGCGCGGUCUGCUGUAUGCUGGUAGCAGGCGGUGCUUCUCUGACGCGCGCCGACCACGCAGGUCUGACGCCGCGGCAUCUCGCGCUUCGGGCCGACGAUCACGACCUCGCCGCCUACCUUGAAAGUCAAGAACAUUUCCAAUUAGUGUCCGAAGACUUAGAAACUGCUGUUUGAACGAGGAAGUUCCGAAAACAAUCACUAACCAUUCAUGACCUCACAUGUCACCGUGAGUAACGUUACUCCACUUACGGAGUCUACUAAGUAAAGAUUAGUCAACUGUCUAUCCACAGGGAUAUUUCGAUUAUAUGAAUAUGUUUUGUUACUUACAUAGGAGCUUCAUUGUUUGUCAUUUAAAUAUUUCCAAUUAAUGUACUUAUAAUUAGACUGCAUACUUCGAAUUAAUUAUUAAGGGCAUAUUUCAAUGAGCUAAUCAAUCAGUUAAGGUUAACGAUUCAAACAUCUAAGUAAUUCGUUUGUUACAAUAAUUACGAAUUUGGAUUAUUCAUUUUAAAACUUUUAUGCCGUCUAGGGCUCGCUUGCAUCAAUUUACAAAUAGGUAAUGUUCUGCAUCUUGUUAUUCAUCAAAUUUGAAUGCUUCUCAUCUGAGUAGAGAUUGAGUAGGUUUAAUGGGUUCUUAAUAUACCUAUUAAUCGUCGGUAACGAAGAGACUUUUCUUCGUGCAUUUUUAUCAUUCUUCGUGCAUUUUUAUCAUAAACCAAAGUAUUGUAUGUAGAAUCCAAUCAAUUGUUUUUUCAUAAUGAAUGCUCCAAAUAUAGAAGAUACAUAAUCGCGCUUAAAUAUUAAAAUAGAUUGGAUCCACUUAAAAUUGAUGUAGAUCGUCUUAAACAUUAGCUUAAUUUCAUUAUGGCAUUCGUGUGUAAUUAGUAGUUUUUUUUUUUUCUGCAGUAAUCGUGACGUGGCAAUUGAUAAAACAUUUAAUGGAUGUUUAGGAACAAAUCCCUAUUUUAUGAUCUUAAAGUUUAUGCAAGUAUUUUUCAGAUUAGACACUCAUACACUCACUGUUGUAUUCAAAUCGAUAUAGUUAUAUGUAAUUCUAAGAAUUUUUGAUUCUCUAUCUUUACAUAUAUUCUAUAUUCACAGAAAAAUGGCACCAGAUACUAAUAAUUUAUAAAUUUAUAAAUAAAAUAUACGACUAUUUUCCGAAAACUUCACUUCACUUUGACAACUAGUUCGUAAUUAAAGUCUCUAUAAAAUUGUUAUAAAUGUAUAACGUUAUUAAAUUUUAUUUAGCAAUAACUCCUGAAAUAUAAUAACUCCUGAAAGUGUGUAUAGUAUUUUUUACUUUCGUGUAAAAUCUUAGUCUUGUAAAAAAAUAAACAUCUAUUUUCUGUCUUUUAACCUUAUUCCAAGUGCUUAAGAAGUAAGAAAAAGUUAACUAUUAACCUUCAUUUCUUGGCUGGCUUGUUUUUAUCAUAUAUCCUUAAGAUUACGUGGUCGCAGGUUCCGCGAGGAAUUGUUUGAGAUAAACCCGUCAACUCCUUGCUAUUGCAACUCCAAAGUAGAAUUAAUGGCGGAAACCGCUGAAUUCGUCCACAUUAGGUUCUCAAGUCUGCAUUCUCUCCAAAACGAAACGCAAGAGUUUUUAGCAUCAGAAAUAAGUACGUAUUAACUUCUGCUAAUAUAACAACGACAACCGGUACUAUUGGGUAUAAAAAUUAGAGGCUGACUGAGCUAGAAAUAUGAAGUGAGAAUUUAGUUGUUUAUUAAUGGAUGUCUGGGAAGUAGGAAUAGCUCGUAAUAAUGGGAUUCACCACAUCUGCUAAUUUAUAGUCGAACAGCUUUAUAAAAUAGGAUUCACUGGCUUUAAAAUAACAAAAGAGAACAUUUUUUUCCUUUCGGUAUUUUACCUUGUUUAUUUCCGCGAUCGAAGCUCUGAAACUAUUUGUAAACGUUCAUAUCAGUGGAGAGUACUUAUCGUAGGGACGCUUAGCAACUAAAUCUUUCGACAAUGGGAGGCUUCCACUCGCCCUUUCUGUCUAUUGUUAUUUAUUAUCGUAUCCAAUAAUGUUCGAUUUAUUUGUUGUCUAGCUGUUCACAAGUAGGACAAGUUAUUGUUGUUUACGACUAUUUAUGUCUAUACUUCUAUGUGUAGUAAUAAUUUAGUGUUUAACGAAUUUACUCGUAGGUACUACUCGCUGUAGAGCGAACAAUGAAAGACAAAGCUGUGAGAAUUUCGAUCGUAAUGUAAAAAGAUAGUUAUUUUAUCGUAAGAGUAAACAUUGUACCCUAAAGAUGUUUUGUGAAUUUCUUAAUUAAUGUGUAGGUUAAUUAUGUAGUCGUUAGGUUAAUGAUUUUGAAUUGAAUGAAAUGAAAUCUGAGUUGUGAGAUUAAUGGAAUUAGAUCUUAAUUUAGACAAAACCUCUUCGAUCGAUAUACGUUACGAAUUUUAUGAUCGUUCCGUGCUAUAUAGAACGUCGCGUGUGUACUUACUGAAAUAAUGAUGGCUUUCCUUUGCCCCUAGCGCCCCUUGCCGAUAAAACAAACGAGACAAACUCUACUCACUAUUUAUACAUGUAACUAGUUACGCGAAUUUAGCGAAUUAGACAUUUUAGAAGCUUCACAGUAUAUUAUAUUUAUUCACUAACCUUAGGACAAUUGAGUCGUCUAUUAUCAAAGGUGGCAAUCUGUGCAUUUGGACAAAAAAAUGUUAUUGAUAUGUC